This is a messenger RNA of Trypanosoma brucei brucei TREU927, 183 nucleotides long. RefSeq lists its product as hypothetical. The record is from RefSeq and is a predicted model, not a curated record. NCBI's taxonomy places the organism in Eukaryota, Euglenozoa, Kinetoplastea, Trypanosomatida, Trypanosomatidae. The transcript has a single exon. Bases 1 to 183 code for a protein of 60 amino acids.
AUGGUAGACAAAGCAAAAACUCGAGAACAGCAUCCCCUCGUCGUGUUUUUCCGCUACGGCCGUGCAGGAUGGCAAAGGAAACGUACCCAGUCCACAAAAGAAUCCAACCCCAGUUGGUGGGCAACAUUGCUGAGAUUUCGUCGCACGCAAACAAACAAGACAUGCUCAAAAAAGCACGACUGA